This is a messenger RNA of Panonychus citri (citrus red mite), 951 nucleotides long. Its product is annotated as cell adhesion molecule Dscam2-like. The record is from RefSeq and is a predicted model, not a curated record. Gene Ontology annotation, cellular component: plasma membrane; axon. The coding region runs from base 148 to 804 and encodes 218 amino acids. NCBI's taxonomy places the organism in Eukaryota, Metazoa, Arthropoda, Arachnida, Trombidiformes, Tetranychidae. Gene Ontology annotation, biological process: homophilic cell-cell adhesion; dendrite self-avoidance; axon guidance. Gene Ontology annotation, molecular function: cell-cell adhesion mediator activity. The transcript is spliced from 4 exons.
GUUUUCUCAAUUACUUACAAAACUGGCGCUUCCAUGUUUAGUUAAACCCAAAAAUUAACAUUUUUCUUUGUUAUUGGUUAAUAUUGAUAACCUUUCGUAAAGAAAUAACCAAAUAUCAAUUGUGACUGUGAAGUGAAAACAUUUAAAAUGAUAUUCAGAUUACUUGGUUUAGCAUUUCUUUUUCUUUCAGCAUUUGGACAAGAAAGCCCAAAAGUGGUUCCAUUUUCAGCUCCAAUUAAACCAAUGAUUGGAGGUAAAACAUCAUUAACCUGUCAAAGCUUAUUUGGGUCUCCACCAUUGACAAUAAUCUGGUAUAAAGAUGAUGUACAAUUAACUGAUUCACCAAGUAAAUCAAUUCGUAUUCAAAGUAUGGAAGCUUUGUCAGCAUUAAUUGUUGAUUCAAUUACAUCAAGUUCAUCGGGCAAUUAUACAUGUAAAAUAUCAAAUCGAUAUGGAUCUGAUUCUUAUACAACAGAGCUACUCAUUGAAGGUCCUCCAAAUUGGCUCUCAAAACCAUCAGACAUUAAACAACAAUUUGGCGAAACAAUUUCAAUUGAAUGUCGUGCUUCAGGUUAUCCUAAACCUAAAACUACAUGGAAAAAGAUGAAAGGGCCAGCAUCUAAUUGGAAUCAAAUCGAAGAUUAUUAUUCUAAUAUGGAGACAAUUGGAUCGAAUAAUGAAAAAUUAAUACUUCGUAAUGUUACCCGAGAUAAUGGAGGAAGAUAUGGAUGCUCGAUUUCCAAUGGAAUUCAACCUGAUCUUUGGACAGAAUUUCAAGUUACUAUUGAUGGUAAAUUCUCAUAGUAUUUAUAUCAUUUGAUAGAUUGAAAAAAGCGCUUUCUAGUCACCAUGUUUAGUUUCGAGAAGAAAAAAUUAACCUUCUUUUACAGAGAGAUGUGCAACUUGAUGUAAUUUUCCUAACAAAGAGCAAUCUUUACGAGAUCCAGAUUU